UAGCGAUUAGGAUUUGUUAUUUUUACAUUCUUGUAUCGCCAUUUGCAGUUUUCAAUGUACCUCAUUUGCGUAUAAAUUAAGAAUUAUCUAACAUCGAUGUCACCUUCUCAACGACCAACUUAGUUUGUUCUACGUGUUCAUUCACUAUCGGUAUACUUUUGCUUUCAGCAUGUCUUUAACUAGUGCCAUCGCUGCCCUGCCAGACGAAAACUACAAUCCUAUCCACUUUAUAUAUGUUUUAACUGCGGUAUUCGGGACAAUAUUUGUGGUGGGGCCGCUUCUAGUACCACACAAUGUCGAAAACCGACGAUUAAUCCGAAUUAGCAUUAUGGAGACCGCAUUUUGUAUGUAUAUAGCGUGGGUCACGGUGUACACGGCACAAAUGCACCCGGUCUCUGGUGUAACCUUCAAGAAUACAACUCUCGCGUGGAUGAGCUACGGCUGGGGCAACGGCCCAAACGUGGAGGGAUUCUCAAUUCCAGCGACCACGACCACUACAACGACAACAACCACCACAACGACGACCUCGACGACCUCCACUACAACUACAACGACAACGACGACAACGACCUCGACUACUACUACUACUACCACAAUUACCACCUCCACUACCACCACCACCACAACCUCCACCUCUAGUUUCACUACAGGAACUACACAGACUGAAGAACCAGAACCUUAUUAUUUCAAAAUUCAUGAAAAACUCCCAGGCACUGUUGAAAACCAAACGACUAACUUCAAAGUUCCUCCAAACAAGGUCAGUGAAACUAAAAAAAUGACACACAGAAUAGUAUUUAGACAGAGAAGAUUUUGCAACCAAGUGUGUUUCAAAGUAUUUUUAAGAAGGGAUUUUAGCCAGCCGUUACCACAUUAUCAGGUUAGUUUUACAGUUACCCUGGCUUAG
Plodia interpunctella (Indianmeal moth) is the source of this 904-nucleotide messenger RNA. RefSeq lists its product as uncharacterized. Gene Ontology annotation, biological process: proton transmembrane transport. Gene Ontology annotation, molecular function: proton-transporting ATPase activity, rotational mechanism. Lineage: Eukaryota; Metazoa; Arthropoda; Insecta; Lepidoptera; Pyralidae. Bases 170 to 904 code for a protein of 244 amino acids. The record is from RefSeq and is a predicted model, not a curated record. The transcript has 6 exons. Gene Ontology annotation, cellular component: proton-transporting V-type ATPase, V0 domain.